AGGAAGGAAGGAAGGUAGGUAGGUGGCGGCUUACUCCUACAAUUCCAGCACUUACUAGUAGACAAAGCUCGAGAACUUCUCGGGUGUGGAAGGAUGACAAAGAGCUGAGCCAUGUCACCCUGUCUGCAUGAAAGGUUAUCUUUUGGCAAGGAGAUGGUAAAGGUCAGGCUGCCCACUGCCUCCCCUCUGUGAGGAAGAUAACUCAGGUCAGCGGGAGGGGCAGAGAUCCAGCCUGUAUAAAUGGGAGGACAGAGGUGGUGCAGAGAGAGCCACCUCGGUUGCAGGCAUCUCAGCUGAGCAUGGCAACCCGCGGGCUGCUGCUGCUGGCUUGCUGGGCUCUCCUUGGGACUCUGCAGCUGCAGGCCGAUGCGAGGCCAGCGCCCUACGUGGUGAAGCUGUGCGGGCGCGAGUUCAUCCGAGCGGUCAUCUUCACCUGUGGGGGCUCACGAUGGCGCCGGGCAGACAUCUUGGCCCAUGACUCUCCGGGGGACUUCUUCCCUGAUGCAGAAGCCAAUACGGACAACCUGGCCAGCGAACUGGACGAAGCUGUGGGCUCCAGCGAGUGGCUGGCCCUGACCAAAUCCCCCCAGGCCUUCUAUGGUAGUCGACCCAGCUGGCAAGGAUCGCCUGGAGCAGUUCGGGGCAGCAGAGAUGUCCUGGCUGGCCUUUCCAGCAGCUGCUGCGAGUGGGGUUGUAGUAAGAGUCAAAUCAGCAGCUUGUGCUAGGACCCGGGUCGGGCGAUGGGGGCCGGUCCCCGUGCCUCCAACCUACUGUCUAUGCGACGCUCAGGAGCAUUCCUACAGGCAAGGCAUUGAAGGCUCCGCGUUCUCCUCACAGACCUUCUGCCAGGACUCUACCUAGUCCCACCUUGCUCCGGACCACACCCAUACUCAGCCAAGCAGAAACUUGAUCUUCACGGUUCAAUUCUUCCCCUCCCCAGCCCCAGCUCCAAAGAGCCCGGCUACAGCCAGGCGUCCACCUACCCAAAUUAGCCGCCACACUGAGAACCCGCGUCCUGUCCGGUCCUAAUUGCCGCCGCUGUUUCCUGACCAGGCCAUUGCAACCUACCCCCUGCUUCUCUCCCUUCCGUCCCCAGCCCAAAACACUCUUCUGCAGACCCCAGGGCUGGGAACGCGAGGUUCCCAGUACUCAGUAUUUUCCACUACAAAAUAAAGGUUCAGUUCUGAGCA
Messenger RNA from Myodes glareolus (Bank vole), 1190 nucleotides. RefSeq names its product relaxin 3 (gene Rln3). Gene Ontology annotation, molecular function: G protein-coupled receptor binding; hormone activity. The record is from RefSeq and is a predicted model, not a curated record. Gene Ontology annotation, cellular component: extracellular region. Lineage: Eukaryota; Metazoa; Chordata; Mammalia; Rodentia; Cricetidae.